ACUAGUAAUAAUAAUAAACACGGCCUUUAGGGUUGGGGUUCAACCAUUGGACGAAUAAUAAUAAUAAAAAAGAACAAGUGCCACGUGUACAAUGGCGCGUGGAUACGUGCCCGUAUCAGGUGUGUCCUGACAUCCAACUCUUCUCGUUCCCUCCUUCGCAAUCGCUGCUCAACUUUUCGGCGCUACGGCACUAAUCGUCAUCCAAUUCCGAGCCUCAUAACCGUCAUCUAAUCGGCCAUCUUCUCUAUUCAUCGGACCUUGGUGGUAUUAUCACAUGGCACGUUAUAUUGACGAUGGCUGUGUGGAUGGAGUAGAGAAAGUUAAGAUAAUACCUGAAGAAGGCAGCUCAAUAGGUGUUCAAGAAAUUGAGAAACCAUUGCUUAUUUGCAAGAAAUGCCGUGGCAGUAUCACAGAGAACAAUGCAAAGAUGGCUAGUUGCAAGUCAUUCCCUUACCUUGUUCAUACACAUUGUGAAUGUGGUAAUGGCAACAAAUGUCUACUGUGUGGGAAUCCAGCUCAUUUUGUUUCUGUGAAAUUAAGUCAUGUGCAAAUGCCUACAGAAACGAAACAGAGCAAAUUGAGGAAAUUUCUCAAAAUGCAGACUGCAGAGGCGGGUAGGUGAAGAAAUACAAUGGACGGCUGCGCUUGCAUCAGUUAAGUUCUUAGAAUAUCUUGAUAAAAACGAAAAACCGGCUCACUAAAAAACACAA
Ipomoea nil (Japanese morning glory) is the source of this 710-nucleotide messenger RNA. RefSeq lists its product as uncharacterized. Lineage: Eukaryota; Viridiplantae; Streptophyta; Magnoliopsida; Solanales; Convolvulaceae. Bases 275 to 622 code for a protein of 115 amino acids. The transcript is spliced from 4 exons. The record is from RefSeq and is a predicted model, not a curated record.